UGUUGUACGCGCUCAGGGUGUGAGAGAGAGAGAGACACUGAGAGACUGCGAGACUGCACUGUAGUGAGCUGUUGUCGUUUAACAGUGUCAUAGAUGACUUCAGUUUAAUAAUUAAUAUUCGCAGCUGUAGCUGGAUGUUCUUUUUCCCUGUAAGGUGUGAAUUAAAGGUCAUUUCGUGGUAAAGAGAGUGUGAAGUUCAUUCCUGCCAUCUUUCUAACACGCACCCAUCAUGGCUUUAAUCCAGUUCUGGAAGCUGCGAGCGUCUGUGCGGUCUGCGUCUCGGGCCUGGGGUUGUGCGCCUGUGAUGGUUGGAAGCAAAAAAAGCCAACACACAGUGGCUGGGGGUUCUCGUAACUGGCAGCUGCUAGACGACUGCUUUGAACUUCAAUAUGGUGGUCAGGUGAUGCACUUUAACUACGUGUGGCUGAGGGAUCACUGCCGCUCGGCCUCGUGCUACAACUCCAAAACCAACCAGCGCAAUUUAGACACCGGCAGCAUUGCCCUCGACAUCCGGCCCACGAAGACCCGGGUGGACGAGGAGAAUCUCUUCCUUACAUGGCCUGAUGGUCACAUUACACGGUACAACCUGGCCUGGCUGGCGAAGAACAGCUACCAGGGCCAGAAAUCGAGUGCUAUACAACCACGCAUCCUGUGGAACUCUGAGAUUUACACAAACGCCAAAGUGCCUUCCGUCAGCUGGGAAAAGUUCAUGAGCUGUGACGAUGAGCUGAAGACAUUUCUGAGCAACUUCCUACUGUACGGAAUUGCGUUUGUAGAGGACGUUCCGGCCACAAUCGAUGACACUGAAACAGUGACCAAAAGAGUUAGCAUUAUCAGAGAGACGAUAUACGGCCGAAUGUGGAGUUUUACGUCCGAUUUUUCCCGAGGUGACACAGCGUACACAAAACUGGCCCUGGACCGCCACACAGAUACCGCUUACUUCCAAGAGCCCAGUGGGAUUCAGGUCUUCCACUGCCUGAGGCACGAGGGGACAGGCGGCAGGACUCUGUUAGUGGACGGCUUCUACUCCGCGAACAGAGUGCUCGAGCAGUCUCUUGAAAACUUCGAGCUUCUCUCACGUGUCCCCAUAAAACACGAGUUCAUCGAGAACCUUGGCACCCAGGUCAACCACAUGAUCGGCAUCGGCCCAGUUCUCAGCGUCUACCCCUGGAACAACGAAGUCUACAUGAUGAGGUAUAACAACUACGACCGUGCCGUGAUAAACACAGUUCCUCACAACGUCGUACAGCGCUGGUAUGCGGCACACAGACAUCUCACUGACGAGCUCAGGAAACCAGAGAACGAGCUGUGGGUCAAACUCAAACCGGGCAAGGUUCUCUUCAUCGAUAACUGGCGAGUGCUGCAUGGUAGAGAAUCCUUCACAGGAUUUCGUCAGCUCUGUGGCUGCUAUCUGACCAGAGAUGAUGUUCUCAACACAGCUCGCUCCCUGGGCCUUCAGGCUUGAUCAUCAGCUGACCAGCGCUGGAACAGCAAAGAACAAGCUACAUCGCUGUAGACUAGCAAAAACCCAGACCUGCAGAAUUGCUGAAAUCUGUGAAGCUCAUCAGUUCACGUUCAAGGUUCGAAGUUAAAGUGUAAAGACUUCCGAGUUCUGAGGAGAUCCUCAUCGCCACAGGCGAGGAAUCAUUCUGAUGGUACUGCCAUUUUUAUUAAAGAUAUGUUUGAAGAAUAUACACAGAGAAAUGCGGAAAUGAGGCUGGGAGACACAAGGAAGAGAAAUUCUAGCACUUUGACAAUGAUGGUAUUCGGUGAUCAUGGUUAUGCUUUCAAUUGGGAAUGUAGAUGUUUUAAUGUGGAAAGGGUUGCACCAACACACCGUGGUUUAUGUUCAUGGAUUAUAGUCUUUUAUGAGCGAAACAUGCAAAUAAAUGUAUUAAACAAUUGUGCACGGGGAACAUUUUAAAAUGCGGUCAAAAGACAGUACAGUAAAUUACUGUGUGGAGACUUGACGUAGAGAACCUGUGAGAUGUUACGGUAAUCAGGCUUCCAGAAAAACAGACAGUUAUUAUUAUUAUUUUACAGUACUUUCCCAAGCUGUAAACUGAUAUACAAUCCGAAAAAUAUUACGGUAAUUAACCUUCCACUAAUCGAUCAUUGUUAUUGUAUCGAUUUUUAUUGUAAUGAACAUCAAAUGCCAAAUUACAGUAAUUAAGAUGUUAUAAAAACAAUUUGUUUUAAUUUUUGUUUAAAUAAAUAUUUUACAGUAA
Messenger RNA from Ictalurus punctatus (channel catfish), 2228 nucleotides. It is a transcript of the gene tmlhe, whose product is annotated as trimethyllysine hydroxylase, epsilon. Gene Ontology annotation, biological process: carnitine biosynthetic process. The coding region runs from base 230 to 1465 and encodes 411 amino acids. NCBI's taxonomy places the organism in Eukaryota, Metazoa, Chordata, Actinopteri, Siluriformes, Ictaluridae. The transcript is spliced from 8 exons. The record is from RefSeq and is a predicted model, not a curated record. Gene Ontology annotation, molecular function: iron ion binding; trimethyllysine dioxygenase activity. Gene Ontology annotation, cellular component: mitochondrion.